Messenger RNA from Spea bombifrons (plains spadefoot toad), 2801 nucleotides. It is a transcript of the gene ABCG2, whose product is annotated as ATP binding cassette subfamily G member 2 (Junior blood group). Lineage: Eukaryota; Metazoa; Chordata; Amphibia; Anura; Pelobatidae. Gene Ontology annotation, molecular function: ATP hydrolysis activity; ATP binding; ABC-type transporter activity. The record is from RefSeq and is a predicted model, not a curated record. Bases 173 to 2152 code for a protein of 659 amino acids. Gene Ontology annotation, cellular component: plasma membrane. The transcript is spliced from 16 exons.
GCUGGAGCAGUGAGAUCGUGCUCUGGGAAGGAAUAAAUCUAUACACACAUGUCAUUCAUUUUUACCUUAACAAGGAACCCGCAGAAAAUUCCACCCCAGCACUCGGACCCCCUGAAGAAUCCCCUUAAGGUUUUCAGUUAACCCUUUAUGUAAGGAAUCUUGUGUUGACAACAUGACGGAGAAGCAGCCUCAAACUGUUGUCCACAUGAUGGAGCCUGUUAUAAACGGACGAUCGGAAAAUGAUUCCGUGAGGAUUUCUGGAGGGGCCACCCUGACCUUCCACAAUAUAAACUACAGAGUAAAAAUGAAAAGUGGAUUCAUCUGCUGCAGAAAGGUUGUGGAGAGACAAAUAUUGCAAGACAUCAAUGGGAUAAUGAGACCUGGCCUAAAUGCUAUCUUGGGGCCUACAGGCAGUGGAAAAUCAUCGCUUCUCGAUGUCCUUGCUGCCAGGAAGGAUCCUCAUGGUCUGUCCGGAGAGGUGCUGAUUGAUGGGAAGCCCCAGCCAGCCAAUUUUAAGUGUACCUCUGGCUAUGUUGUACAAGAUGAUGUUGUGAUGGGGACUCUGACUGUAAGAGAAAACUUACAGUUCUCUGCAGCCCUCCGACUACCAAGGUCCUUGAGGCAGAAAGAUAAGGAUGAGAGGAUCAAUGUGAUCAUCAAAGAGCUAGGAUUGACUAAGGUGGCAGAUUCCAAGGUGGGCACCCAACUAAUCCGUGGAGUGUCAGGAGGAGAAAGAAAACGGACAAACAUUGGAAUGGAGCUUAUCACAGAUCCAAGAGUUUUGUUCUUGGACGAACCAACCACUGGGUUGGAUGCUAGCACAGCCAAUGCUGUUCUCUUGCUGCUGAAAAGGAUGGCUAGGCAAGGAAAGACAAUAAUCUUUUCUAUACAUCAGCCACGUUACUCCAUCUUCAGAUUGUUCGAUAGUUUGACUUUGCUGGCAGGAGGUAGAAUGUUGUACCACGGGCCAGCUCCGUAUGCUCUGGAUUACUUUACACAACUAGGUUAUGAGUGCGAAGCCCACAACAAUCCUGCAGACUUCUUUCUGGAUGUGAUAAAUGGAGACUCUACAGCGGUGACUAUGAACAAGCUUGAGACAGUAGACCUAGAGGAGAAUGAAGUGAAUGACGGUGGCGUUCAGACCGUGGUGGAAAAGCUGGCAGAACAGUUCUGCAACACAAAUUAUUACGAGGAAACUAAAGCCGAGCUGGAGAAACUCUCUCAAGGAGAAAAAGUCAAGACCAAUUUCUUUUCCAGGCAAAUCACAUACAACACCUCCUUCUUCCACCAGCUGAAGUGGGUCUCAAAGAGGUCAUUCAAAAACCUUUUGGGUAAUCCCCAAGCAUCCAUUGCCCAGGUCAUGGUGUCCCUGGUGCUGGCUCUAAUUGUGGGGGCCAUUUUCUUUGGUGUGAAAGAUGAUAGCAGUGGCAUUCAGAACAGAGUGGGAUCUUUAUUCUUCAUAACCACAAACCAGUGUUUUAGCAGUGUGUCCUCAAUUGAGCUCUUCAUUGUGGAGAAAAAGAUAUUCAUACAUGAAUACAUCAGUGGGUAUUACAGAUUGUCGGCGUACUUUUUCUCAAAACUGAUGGCAGAACUCAUCCCUAUGAGAACAUUACCCAGUAUAAUAUUCACUUGUAUUAUCUAUUUUAUGAUUGGAUUUAAACCGACAGCAGGUGCUUUCUUCACCAUGAUGUUUACGCUGAUGAUGCUAUCUUAUACAGCCACAUCCAUGGCACUGGCUAUAGCAGCUGGUCAGGACGUUGUUGCGGUUGCCAAUCUUCUCAUGACUAUUGCCUUUGUCUUUAUGAUUAUAUUUUCUGGAUUAUUGGUGAAUUUGACUUCCAUCAUGGAUUGGCUUUCCUGGCUCAAAUACUUCAGUAUACCUCGUUAUGGUUUGACCGCUCUUCAAGUGAAUGAAUUCACAUCCCUGAACUUCUGUUCCUCUAAAUCAAAUUCUACUGCUGCGCCAAGUACCAACUGUACAAGUCCCAGCCCUUUCACUACAUGCACCGGAGAAGAAUAUUUAUAUCAACAAGGCAUAGAUUACAGCGCUUGGGGCUUGUGGCAGAACAAUUUGGCCUUGGCUUGCAUGACCAUAAUAUUCCUAAUAAUCGCUUACCUGAAAUUGUAUUUUAUGAAGAAGCUCACCUAAAGUAAAAAUCCACCUCAAGAUACUUGGUGCAGACAAUUCAAACCAAGCACUUCAUAUUGCCUUGGAUAUGUAAAUAUGUCUAUAAACGUUAAGUCUAUAGUUGACCUGAUCUGUUGCUUGAGACGUGUGUAAUAUUUGUUAAUUUCUUUUAGUGCUAUUUUUUUUAGCAUGUGUUCUUAUGAACAGUAUUGACAGUCAAAUAUCAAUGGUGCCUUUUUUAUGCAGAACUGUGAACAUUCUGUAGCCUUAGUGCGCAGUACUGUAAGCUAUUUCCAGUUGCACAACUUCUCAUUACAGACUAUGCAUACAUAACUGUAUUUUUAAUCUGGACCUUGUUUGUUUCUGCAGUAAGUAUUUUUCUACAAUAAUAUAAAUUAUCACUUAUUUAUGGAUAAUUUUAAUUAUAAUUUUUAUAGCUUUUUUGCAUUUGUGUUAAAUUGUCCUUUUUUUGUUCUUGUAACAUGAUGAACAUUUUGACUCUACUAAUGACAACGCUACCUUUUUCUUACAGUGUAUGCUUAACUACUAAGAAUAACAAUUAUGUAAAUAGUUUCUAGUUAAGAAGAAAAUGAACGUUAUCCAAAUGACAACGUGCCACACUGUUGAUUUGUAAAACAAAAAAAAACGUAAAUAAAAAGUUAUAGUAUGA